Messenger RNA from Oikopleura dioica, 1410 nucleotides. The record is from the annotation of a GenBank genome assembly. NCBI's taxonomy places the organism in Eukaryota, Metazoa, Chordata, Appendicularia, Copelata, Oikopleuridae.
AUGGACCAUGGAGCCGAAUGCAAACCAGAGACGAAAUACAAAUUUAAAGUCAACAAGCUUAAUAAUGAGAUCCAAUGCCGAGAUGCAAAAGGAACCUGUAAAAGACAAAUCUGUGAGUGCGACAAGGCGUUCACCCUCCGACUUAGAGAGGCGGAAAAUAGUGAUGAUGGCUGGAAAAUCGAGCACAGUCAACAACUUGGAGGCUUCAGUAGAUCUCAAUGUAGUCAUCAAAAUCCAGAUAAACGGAUUAAGAUCGACAAGGAAGAAACUGAAGAAAAAUGCUGCGGAUCCGGAAUGAAUCGCCAUCCAUACAAAAUGAACAAGAACGGUACUGGAAGACAGUGUUGCGGAUCAACACUUUACGAUGCUGACACCCAAGAAUGCUGCAUGGACAAUCUCCUCACUGCUAUUGGCGCCAAUGAUGAAGAGUACUAUGCCGAGCUCGUGGAUAAAUACGAAUCGGAAACAACAAAGAUCGUGGUUGCUCCCUCUGACUACUACGGAUCCGAUCUUGUCGACAUCAAGCACAACUGGGGAGAUUCAGACGAUCGCAUCGUCUGGAGAACCCGGCAAUGCCUGGACUAUCUUUUCAUGUGGAACAUUGGCCUCGAGUACGACUACUUUCUUCAGCUUGAGGAUGAUCUGGUCAUCGACCGUGGAUUCUUCCAAUUUCUGAUGAUGCAAAUCCAGCAGAGAAAAGACGACCCAGAUUGGGUCUCACUUGAGUUCUCCGAAAUGGGCUUUAUUGGAAAGCUCUUCAGAAAAACUAGUCUUCAUGAUCUCAUCACUUAUACGAAGCUUUUCUAUCGAAUCAAACCAAUCGACGUGAUCUACUGGGCGUUCGUGAAAAUGAAAGCUUGUCUGCCCUCAUACGACGCGGAGAGAUGCAAAUCGCUUGUGGACAAAGUUGCAGUUCCAGUUCACGGAAAGAACUUUCUUCAUCACGUGGGGCGCGUUUCAUCCCUUCAGGGGAAAAUUUCGCACUUGGGCGACUUGAAUCCGACGAUUGAGGCGGGAAAAAUUGUGACUAACUUGAACAAAAAGGAUGUUCUCGAAUUUUAUUAUGGGAAGAGAGGUCUUUUUCUCCAAGCUUCUCAAAAAGACACCACGAUAGAAUUUCACUUCAGCCAUCUUCAGUCCCCGCAAAAUCUCGUUAUUACCUCUGGAACCAUUGAUUUUCAUCAGAUUAUUCCAGCUGAUAUUAAAAUUGACAUGAUAACCUCAAGCGAACAGACCAGUUGGACAAAUAAUCCGCCGGGAAAAGCUUGUUUUCAUGAUAAACAAGAAAAAGGAAAGCUUCUUUGCGAUCUUCAACGACUCAAUCCGAGCAAAAAACUUGUAAAAGCGCUGAGGCUAGCAAUUCCUUCAAGAACUCACGUGAUGCUACACAAAAUAACCAUUGCUGGAUGA